GCAAACUUGGCAUAUGAAGAUUAAACUUCAGGUUAGUGAGACUAAAUACACCCAAACUAUUCAAUAUUGAAAUCAUAUUUUACAUCAAUUUUUUUUAUAAAUCUUGAUCUCUUCUAAGUUACAUAAAAUAUUUAUCCUUUUAACGUAAUACAUUUGAUCAAAAUCAUUUUAAAAUAGACUAAAUUAGUUUUUGGUUUGCUAGAAAAUGUUGAUUGGCUGUGGUGGUAGUAAUUUAAGAAAGGAAAGUAACAAACUCACCUUAAAACAAAUUUACAAUGCUGCUAAUAAACUUAUUUUUUUGCAAAAGGCUUUAGAGUGCCCUUAGUAAACUUGAGAAGCACUAUAAAGCCAAAAAAUGGAGUUUAAGAAACGGUGGUAGAAAUGAGGACUCAUGUUUACUUUCUAUAUCAAAACUAUACCUCAGGUUAGUUUUCCAUAUUUUAAAAUAUGUUUUAGUCUUAUAGAUAUAUUAUUUCUUGUUACUAACAGAUUAACAUACAUUUUUAUUUUGUUUUUCUUAUAUAAUGCUAUCAAUUUUGUAGACUUUUGCAUAAACAAAACAUCUAAUCAAAAAUAACAUUAGAAAAGAAAAAAGAAAAAAGAAAAAAGAAAAAAGAAAAAGAGUACUACAAAGACUGAAUAUACAUGGAAAGAAUGAAAAGACUAAAAAAUACUGACCACAAUUAUCUACAAAAGUAAUGUUAACAUUCUAAAUGUAUUUGUGCACGAAAAAUGCUUUCCCUGAAUUUUUAUAUCUAAUUUUUUUAUUGUUUUGGGAAAAAAACAACUUUUUAAUAUUCAUUUUGGUUUUAUAAUUCGCACGGGAGAUAAUACUAAUUGCCAAAAAGUUAAGUUUUAAAAUUGUUUCUUUUUUAAUACAUAAUACAUAGGAGAUUAUUAAAAAGAUGGUCUAACUAAUCUAUCAAAACUCAUUUAAAAACAAACAACAAAUGUAAAACUCCAUAACCGCUAACAAUGUAUUCUCUCUGGAUUUAAAUGUAUGAUGUUUAAGAUUUUACACACAUAUUAAAAAACAAUAAAUAUAUUAUUUUAAUUGUUACUUUUUGGUCAUAUCAAUAAAGUUUCACUACUCAUAAUUUUAUUUUUUAAUUUAUAUUUAAAUUUUUAAAAUAAAUACAUUAAUUAUAUCUCAAAACGUCGUAUAUUUGUAUACAAAAUAAAAAGAUAAAACAAUUCAUUGUUCAAACUGAAAACAUUGAAAGAAGAGCCACCUACGUAAGAAGUGAGCCGACUCAUAGUGUGUAGGGAGCGAACAGAGCCAUCACUGUUCACGACAAUCCAUAGCCGACUCAAUACUCCCAGAAACAAAACUUCAUAAAAAGACAAACUUUAAAGACAGAGAGAGAGAGAGAGAGAGAGCGUGGCCUCUAAUCAACCCAACACCCUCUGUCAGAAAAGCCUGACUUUCUCCUCCGUCCCCAGCGCAUGUUUGUUUCCUCCAUAAAAAAGCAAAACAAAAUCUCACUCCCUAUUAACAAAAGUUUCAACCUUUACUUUACUCCAUACAUAACAACAACAAGAAAGCUCCAACCUUUCUUCAUUCCCACGUUUUAUAAUCCUUCUCCGCCAUGACGACAACGUCUAACACCAACGCGAUGAGACUUCACGGCGUAAUAACGGGGAAUCCUCCUCCGGCAACAGAGCAGCAAGAGCAACUCCCUUGUCCUCGCUGCAACUCGACCAACACGAAGUUCUGUUACUACAACAACUACAACUUCUCCCAGCCCCGUCACUUCUGCAAAUCCUGCCGCCGUUACUGGACUCACGGUGGUACUCUCCGCGACAUUCCAGUCGGCGGCGGCACUCGCAAAGCCGCCAAACGCUCCCGCACUUGCUCAUCCUCCGCCGGAAGCCGCAGCGUUCCGUUGCAAGCGACACCUGUUCUGUUCCCUCAGUCGUCGAUCUCUAACGGCGUUAGCCACACCGUAACCGCUCCUCUUGACGGAAAGGGAAGCGCUUUAUCUCUCAGCGGCAGUUUCACCUCUCUGUUGAACCAAAACGCCACUGCAACGCAUGGAUCCGGGUCGGUUCUCGGAAUCGGACUUGGGUCGGGUUAUGAUGACGUCAGCUUUGGACUCGGAAGGGCGGUGUGGCCGUUUUCAACUGUGGGUGACGCUGGGACGACGAAUGUAGGGAGUAACGGUGGUCAUCAGGGAGUUGUUACGAUACCAGCCACGUGGCAGUUCGAGGGUUUAGAGACCAACAACGCCGGUGGGUUCGUCUCCGGUGAGUACUUUGCGUGGCCUGAUCUCUCCAUCACAACUUCAGGGAACUCUCACAAAUGAUAGAAAGCUUCCGUCUUUUUUUUACCACAGGGUUUCGAUUAGCUUAUGCUUCUCUAAUGGAUUUCGUCAAAUCUUUAGUGAUCUCUUACUCUUUAGAACUUGGUGUACUGAAUGAAAGUAGAAAACAGAGAAAGUUUGUGUUUUUUUGGGACCUAACCUAACGAUCUUUUAACCUUGUUA
This is a messenger RNA of Brassica napus (rape), 2486 nucleotides long. Its product is annotated as dof zinc finger protein DOF3.4-like. Gene Ontology annotation, molecular function: DNA binding; DNA-binding transcription factor activity. The record is from RefSeq and is a predicted model, not a curated record. Gene Ontology annotation, biological process: regulation of DNA-templated transcription. The coding region runs from base 1590 to 2306 and encodes 238 amino acids. Lineage: Eukaryota; Viridiplantae; Streptophyta; Magnoliopsida; Brassicales; Brassicaceae. The transcript has a single exon.